AUGGAGAACUUUAUUUUAUAUGAAGAGAUUGGAAGAGGGAACAAGACUAUUGUUUAUAAAGGCAGAAGAAAAGGAACUAUUAAUUUUGUGGCCAUAUUGUGUACUGAUAAAUGUAAAAGAGGUGAAAUCACAAACUGGGUACGUCUAACUCAUGAAAUAAGACAUAAGAACAUAGUAACAUUUUAUGAAUGGUAUGAAACAAGCAACCAUCUCUGGUUUGUGGUGGAAUUAUGCACAGGUGGAUCAUUAGAAAUUUUAAUUGCUCAAAGUGAACAUCUACCUGAGAAUAUCAUCAGAGAAUUUGAUAUUGAUUUGGUUACUGGACUGCAUCAUAUACAUGAGCUUGGAAUUAUUUUCUGUGAUCUUACACCUAGAAAGAUUCUCUUGGAAGGAGCAGGCACUUUAAAAUUCAGUAAUUUUUGCUUGGCUAGAGCACAAGGUGAAAAUCUAGAAGAUUUUUUUGCUUUGAUCUGCACAGAAGAGCCAGGAGAUAAUACUUCUGAAAGCACAAAAAAAAAUUUGAAAAGCAAAAUUAGAGGUUCGUUGGUAUGCACUGCACCAGAAGUGAUUAAAGGAGCUGAUUUUUCGGUAGCCAGUAAUCUUUGGUGUUUGGGCUGCCUAUUAUAUGAAAUGUUUUCAGGAAGAUCUCCUUUCAAUUCAGAAAAUAUUGUUGAAUUAACAGAACACAUUUUACAUGAAGAUCCUGCCCCACCUAAACAGAAAGGAAAAUAG
This is a messenger RNA of Ahaetulla prasina, 732 nucleotides long. It is a transcript of the gene ULK4, whose product is annotated as unc-51 like kinase 4. Bases 1 to 732 code for a protein of 243 amino acids. The transcript is spliced from 7 exons. Gene Ontology annotation, biological process: protein phosphorylation. Lineage: Eukaryota; Metazoa; Chordata; Lepidosauria; Squamata; Colubridae. The record is from RefSeq and is a predicted model, not a curated record. Gene Ontology annotation, molecular function: ATP binding; protein kinase activity.